GCUGUUUACCCUUGGCCAGGCCUUGACAAUUUGUAACCCUUAGCAAAUCUACAUCAGCUCCAACUUAUAUAAGCACAAGCUAGAGCCGGCCUCCAAAAGCUGGUGGAAGUCUGUACUGCUAGAUGCCCAGGAAUUUGGCGAGCCAUCAACACUUCAGAGGGUACUUUAAAUGUUUUGGUUUGAGACCUAAUGCAGCACUUCCCGCUUGUCAACACGAACAGCCCAAGCUACAAAAGCAAAGUACAUGUCCCUCAGUGCCAGUCAGAUGUUACACGCAGUCGCUGAACCAAUCUUACCUACAGGGACUGUGGAGACCAGAAGAACUGUGUCUGGAAUUCUCUCCUCUGAAUCCUGGAUUCUGUUGGUGAAGCUUGCCUCUGAGAUUCCUGAACAUGGAGAAAUAGAGAUUAAAACCUCCGAAGAGAGGGAGUAAAUGGUUCACAGCCUUGAUCUUUGCCUCCAGAAGUGAGAAGAUGGACAACUCCACAACCACAGACUCUUCAAACAAGUCGUGCCCCUGGAACACCCUGAUCACAAAGCAGAUCAUUCCCGUGUCGUACGGUAUGGUCUUCAUCACGGGGCUCCUCCUCAACGGGAUAUCAGGAUGGAUAUUCUUUUAUGUGCCCAGCUCCAAGAGUUUUAUCAUCUAUCUCAAGAACAUAGUUGUGGCUGACUUUCUCAUGGGCCUGACUUACCCUUUCAAAGUCCUUGGUGACUCAGGCCUCGGCCCCUGGCAGGUAAAUGUGUUUGUGUGCAGGGUCUCUGCCGUGAUCUUCUAUGUUAAUAUGUACGUCAGCAUCGUGUUCUUUGGGCUCAUCAGCUUUGACAGGUACUAUAAAAUUGUGAAGCCCCUUCUGACUUCUAUUGUGCAGUCGGUGAACUAUAGCAAGCUGCUGUCCGUGCUCGUGUGGGUGCUCAUGCUGCUCCUUGCUGUCCCAAACAUCAUCCUGACCAACCAGGGUGUCAAGGAUGUCACGAAUAUACAGUGCAUAGAUCUCAAAAGCGAGCUUGGGAGGAAGUGGCACAAGGCGUCUAACUAUAUCUUCGUGAGCAUCUUCUGGAUCACGUUCCUGCUGCUAAUCGUCUUCUACACAGCCAUCACGAGGAAGAUCUUCAAGUCUCACCUCAAGUCCAGGAAGAAUUCCACCUCCGUCAAAAGGAAGUCUAGCCGCAAUAUCUUCAGCAUCGUGCUCGUUUUUGUCAUCUGCUUUGUACCUUACCACAUUGCCAGAAUCCCCUACACAAAGAGUCAGACGGAAAGUCACUACAGCUGCCGGACGAAGGGGAACCUGCUCUAUGCGAAAGAAUUCACUCUGCUACUCUCGGCUGCUAAUGUGUGUCUGGACCCCAUUAUUUACUUCUUCUUAUGCCAGCCUUUUAGAGAGGUCUUAAAUAAGAAGUUACACAUGUCACUCAAAGUCCAGAAUGACCUAGAGGUUUCCAAAACCAAAAGGGAAAAUAUGAUUCAUGAAAGCACGGAUACUUUGUAAAUUCCCAUUCCCUUCCAAGUAUUAUCAGUCUUGUUACAUGAUAAUUAACAUAUAUGAAUAAAAAAGCAGGCUUGUGAUGAGAAGUAACUUAGCUAGCAAUACUAUCCAAUAAUAUGUAG
This is a messenger RNA of Mus pahari (shrew mouse), 1609 nucleotides long. RefSeq names its product purinergic receptor P2Y14 (gene P2ry14). Gene Ontology annotation, molecular function: G protein-coupled purinergic nucleotide receptor activity. Gene Ontology annotation, cellular component: membrane. Gene Ontology annotation, biological process: G protein-coupled receptor signaling pathway. The record is from RefSeq and is a predicted model, not a curated record. NCBI's taxonomy places the organism in Eukaryota, Metazoa, Chordata, Mammalia, Rodentia, Muridae. The transcript is spliced from 3 exons. Bases 474 to 1490 code for a protein of 338 amino acids.